AUGCAUCAGGCACUAGCCAACAGAGAUAAGGGCAUUACCCCACUGAACCUAGCCAACCUAGCUCUCAAUCCAUCCGCGAUGGUGUCAUCACCCCCCGAACUGAUCGAGAAGUGGAAAUCCAAGCCACUACAUGGACGCUAUAGAACGCGAAUUGAAGACCAGGCAGUAGACACCAAAGCAUCCCAAGAGUGGAUAUGUAUAUGCGGACGACCCAAACAUGAUACAACACCUUGCGACACACCUAUGCAUUGCGUUAAUUGUGAAGGUGAACACGCAGCCAAUUCAAGAGCUUGCCCUAAGAUGAAGGAGGAAAUAGCGAUUCAAAAAGUUAGGACUAUGGAAAAACUGAGCUAUCUAGAAGCAAAGAAAAAAGUAAUCAGGCCCAUUCCUCAAAAAUCCUACUCCGAAAUUGCGGCGACCACAACUAAAAGAAAGUAUUACGCCGCAAUGCCUGCUAAUACAACGUAUGCCCAAGUAACAGCCUCUGGGUCAGACAAUACUACGGCUAAGAAAUUCAUUCAGGAGCUCAUCCCAGAUAUUGCUCAGAUUAUAGACCAACAGGUCAAAAAAGCAAUAGAUGAGGUAAUUAAGACCAGUUUAUCAAUAUACCUGCCGUCUACCUCAUCAGAAAGAAGGCCUAUGCGACGGGAUCAGUAUGACCUCGAUGCAGCCUCAAUUGUCUCUGAUACUCCAUCACAACUUUCAGAUAAAAGAAAAAGGACACAAUAUAUUCGGACUGAAGAGCUAGUCUGCCUUACCGAUACUUCUGAAUCACAACUAGAUGAGCUGAGUCAAACUAAAAGGAAAAAGGGUUGGCCAAAGGGUGUACCACUUCGGCUAGAAGAUGCUAAAGAAGCUAUGAAGGAAAAUGUCCUCCACUCAUGGCAGGAAGAAUGGAACCUCUCGAAUAAAUUUUUGAAAACGUUCAAGCCAAGCAUAAAAAAAUGGAGCCUUCCACAUAUGACACGUAGAGAACAAAAAUGUCCUAAUACCGAAAUGUGUACUUGUGGUCAACCCAAUCACCCAGGAGAGCCGUGCAAUGAACAUAAGAAAUGUAUCAACUGUGAAGGACAGCAUGCUGCUGAUUCUAGAGAAUGUCCGCGGAUGAAGGAAGAAGUUGCCAUCCAAAGAGUGAGGACGCUAGAAAAAAUUAGUUAUCUGGAGGCAAAAAGGAAAGUAAUUAGCUCAUCUCCCCGGGUGUCAUACGCUCAAGUUACCGCUACCCCAAGUGCUACAGUUAAUAAACUUGUUGAAGAACUUCUUCCUCUGCUUUCAAAAACGAUAGAAACACAGAUUAAACAAACCUUUGAUAAAUUUGUAAAUAGACCAGUACGGACAUUGACACCUUUAAAUCUACCUCCUCCUAACCAAUACCUAUCGGAUACGUCUACUCAACCAUCUCUUUCAGAAAAGAGGAAACGUACUGUUAUCCAAAAGGAUAAUGCGGAUGAUCCCGCAGACGAUACUGACGAAAGCUUUUCGUCACAAGCCAGCGGAACAUCCUCACUUGCUAAGAAAAAAAAGGGAUGGCCGAAGGGAAAACCCAGAAAGCCUCCAGAUGAUAAGACGAUUAGUUCGAUGUAA
Messenger RNA from Acanthoscelides obtectus, 1584 nucleotides. The record is from the annotation of a GenBank genome assembly. Lineage: Eukaryota; Metazoa; Arthropoda; Insecta; Coleoptera; Chrysomelidae.